AUGGAGCUGUUUGUCCAGCAGGUUCUCGGGACCGUGAGUCUCAACGAUCAUGUGGACGAGAUGCACGAGUACUACCGGUGCUUUUCUGGAUGGGUUGCUCGGCAGCGGAAAAACUGGAUGGCCCAUAACGUGCUUCCAGCUGCCAUUUACCACGUCAAAAUACGCCAACAGAAGACCAAAGGAGACAGGAUACAUUUGUUGGAGACGCCCGAGGGACUGGCGGUUUCGGACAAUUUGCUGCCGUGGUUGGUGUUCGGGUGCCACGUGCUUCUGGACUACUCUACUGAUGUGAAGGUCAUCUCUAAAUUCUUGUCGCGGGCAGGCUUCCAGCUUUUACCAGAUGAUCUGAUUGCAGAUAUUGUUGCCUGGUCGAGUUACCCGGCUCGAUUGACCAUGACUGCGGGCGAGCAAGAGUUUUGCUCACGCGUGUUUUCGCUGCUGGAGUCUUCUGAGCCCGAUUUCUUCCCUUACUGCAAGUCUGGAUACAUCAAGCACACCUGGCAGUUGCUCUAUAACCAUCAUUUGCGCACUCCGAGCUUAAACAACUUGGUGGAUCAGGCUGGAAUUGUUUACUUUGGACUCGUUCGGAUCGAGAAGAGUAUUUAUUCGGUGGUCUUCAUGGACGCAAUGACCGAGGCGGUGGAGUUUUCGGAUCUCAUCACCACACAUCGAGAUUUCAAAAACCCCAGGGAGUUUGAUCGCAUGUCACAGGAGGUCUCUGAUUGUAUCUGUGCCUUUUUGAAGAAAUACGGCCAUCCCAGAUUUUUGGUCCUAGUCAAUCCCUUGUCAAAUUGGCUCUACUAUGUUCUCAGCAGAGCAGUGAAGCACUUGUGGGUUCCAACCCAUACCGAGUUUGUUGCUCCUGUUCAGAAGAGUGAUACGGAGCCCUUGGUGUUGCAGAAAGUCGAACCAUUUCUAAGCGUGAUUGCAUACGUUCUAUACAACAGAGAUAUUUCAGAGAUACCUCCAUUCAAACACCUCAAGUCAGAAGACUCGUCCUGGAGACUGACGUUUGCCACUAACAUCCACUGGGCUCAGAACCAAGUCUUUUCUUAUCAUCCCAAGACCCUGAGUGACAUGUUGUCACCAAGGCUGAUUGUGGCUGAAAUUCCGGGACUCAACCUGGUCAAGGCUGAUCCAAUUACUUUCCGGAUGCUCAAGACCAAGCCUCCAAAGCGGUUCAAUUGUGGCGACUGUCCCUUAAGCUCAGCUACUCGCCUUGACAAGGCGAGUAGCGAAGUCUUCCAGGAACUGAUGAAGAAAAGCGAGCAGUUUAGUCUUAGUGCGGGGCAGAAACACGCCAAUAUCCUGAUUGACAAUGUGACCGAGAAGGUUUUAGUCUACUUGUAUGAGCUGAGGGAGGCCGAGAAGCAAGGUGUUUACGACGUGGCCACCGUUAUGAGGCAGAGCAAGCUUACUUUCCAGUCCAUGAAUGAGGAUGAUCUCUUUUGGAUUUCCCAUGGCGUGGAAAUAAUGAAGAAUGGGAGCUUUGGUCCUGCUGAGGCCUUCAAUGGCAAUAGGUCGGAGUUUAUUGAUCCUAAGGAUACCUCUGGACGUCAGUUCCAUUUGGCCCGCGAAACGAAACAGCUGAAACGGGAAGUAAAAGAUGAAACCGAGAUUGACAGUGAUGAAGAAAUUAUAGAAGAAGAGCCCACUGCGGCGGACGAUUCGGACCCUGGGGCAGAGCCGAUGGUGGACGAUGCAGGAGCUUCUGUUCCUGCGCUUGAUCUGUCUCUUAGGAGAACUCCUCGCAGGGCUGCUGAGAUUGCUGCUGUCAAGGUCAGGCAGGCCUAUGAGCGGUACAAGAAGGUGCGUCGAGGUGUGUACAUUGACAGGGAGGCACCCGAGACAGAGGAGGAUAUGGUUUUUCCGACUGUUCGAAAUCCUUCACCGACUGCCUCUCCAGCCAAAAAGAGAAAGGUCGAUUUCGGGGCUCAUUUCAAACAACUUCGGUUGCUUGGAGAGAUCGGUAAGGAGAUGAGUGCAUCUAUGGGUGAUGAAGCUGUGGAUGGUGAUGCCGAUGACCAUAUGGAGGAUAAAAAUGUCAACAUGGAAGCUGGAGAGGGGGAUGGAGAUGAAGAUGAAGAAACCCACUCGGUAGAUGGAGAGGAGGGUGGUGAGAGUGAGAGUGGGAGUGAGAGUGGGAGUGAGAGUGAGAGUGAGAGUGAGAGUGAGAGUGGGAGUGGAAGUGGAAGUGAGGAAUCUGCGUCUGGAUCUCGUCAAGCCAGUCUUUCCGAACAUUCUAACCCUCUUAACGCUGAAGCAGAUCGCAUGUUGGUUCCUGAAAGUCCCCCAUUCGAAGACGCAGAAAGAAUCAUUGUGGCAGAACAAUCGAGCCCUCUGUUUGAACGGGCAGGCCCUGUAGUUGCGGAGCCGGGAAGUCCUCGCUCUGUUGAGCCGGUCCCUGUUGUUGUUCCGUCUGCAACACCUUCAUCAUCCACUUUUGUGAAGGACGAACCGUUCAGCCCUCCUGCUAUGCUAAAACUCGAACCCACUAGUCCCAAAGCUCACGAGUCAUCCCCAGAUGUGCUGGCUGCUUAUUCGGAGGAUUUUUCCUAUUUGGAGAUCACAGACGAUUGUCCUGUUCAGAAAAUGGUUGACGAGGAUGUGCGCAACCAUCCAGACGCAGAGUACUCCGUGAAGCCUAUCAGAUUCAGAGGAACUCAAUACCCUGACGGCAAGCUGGCGUACUCAAGUGACAGUGAGUCGGACUAUGACUCUAUGGACGGUGGCUACUCGGAUAUCGAUUUUGGAGUGGAGCGUGCUGAGAGGAAGAAACAGAGACGGGAACAGGUAGAAUACACUCAUGCGGACUUUCAGCUGUCGGAAAAUGAUGAGGAGUGGACACCAUUGCAGCCUGGCGACUUGGAGAAAGUGUACAACAUUCUCAAAUGGGGAUGUGAAGAUCACUCAUAG
This is a messenger RNA of Yarrowia lipolytica CLIB122, 2916 nucleotides long. RefSeq lists its product as uncharacterized. The record is from RefSeq and is a predicted model, not a curated record. Lineage: Eukaryota; Fungi; Ascomycota; Dipodascomycetes; Dipodascales.